Staurois parvus is the source of this 313-nucleotide messenger RNA. The record is from the annotation of a GenBank genome assembly. Lineage: Eukaryota; Metazoa; Chordata; Amphibia; Anura; Ranidae.
UACCGUGAGAGCUGUGAUUGGUCACAGCUUGUCACAUGGUACAAGGCUGUUGUGAAUAGCCUUGUACCAUACUUCACAAGUAGUAAGCAAUGAUGUCAGAAGUGACAUCUUGCUUACUACUGUUCAUGUGAUCACUGAUUGGCCAAUCAGUGAUCACAUGAUUGGGACCUCACACAGGAGGUCCCAUACAGCGAUCUGUGUACAAGGGGGCACGCACAGGCUGAAAAUGCGGGCGCAGUUUAUGAACGGCAACCCGCUCCUGCACUGCUCCCGGUGGGCCGUUUAUGUACAUGGGCCGGGAGGGGAGUGGUUA